Molecule: messenger RNA, 1122 nt
Organism: Microthlaspi erraticum
Lineage: Eukaryota; Viridiplantae; Streptophyta; Magnoliopsida; Brassicales; Brassicaceae
Source: the annotation of a GenBank genome assembly
AUGGCGAAGAUGUUGGAUCUUUCCGAGGAUUUGGCAAGAGAGAUACUCUCUAGGAAUCGAUUAACAUCUCAGAGAUCGGUGCGAUCUACUUGCAAAUUAUGGAACGCUUUAUCGAAACCAGCAACAUCGAACCAGCUUCUAGGGUUCAUGACGAUGAAUUCAAAGGUUUGUGCCUUGACAUACGAAAAAUCUUUCGUUGAUCCAGUGAUAAACCAAGUAAGUCCACUUGAUCACUUUGAGAAAUCUAAAACCUCUUACUGCGACGGAUUAUUGUUACUUGUCACCAAAGACACGAGGCUCUUGGUAUGGAGCCCGUAUUUGAAUCAACUCGUGAGCAUCCCACCAAGAAACAGUUACAGCAGAUUAGACCGGUAUGCUUUCGGUUACGACAACAACAACAACAAGAACCGUAACCACAAGAUCUUGAGGUUUAUAGAUGAUCACUUCUUCACUGACGGACUCGAAAAACACGCUUUUACGUACCAAAUCUUCGAUUUCGCCUCUAAUUCAUGGAAGGUUCUUGAUGUCACUCCGGAGUGGAAUAUAAAACCUUAUCAACGUGGUGUGUCUUUGAAAGGAAAUGCUUACUUUUUUGCUCAGGAGAAAAUCGCAAGAGUGACACCGGGAGGGAUUCAGGAUUUUUUACUAAGUUUUGAUUUUACAAGCGAGAGAUUUGGUCCACGCUUGCCUCUGCCUUUUCACUCUUAUGCCGAAGACUCUGUGGAUUUUUCUUUCGUUAGAGAAGAGAAGCUCUUGGUUUUAUAUCAGAGCAAGAAGUUUCUUGAUACAAUGGAGAUUUGGGUUACCACCCAGAUCGAGCACGAUGACGUGUCCUGGAGAAAGUUCUUGAGAGUUGAUAUGAAACCACUCUCUCGUUUUCAGUUUGACUUCAAAAGUGGGAGUUUCUUCAUUCACGAGGAGAAGAAACUCGCUGUGGUUUUCGAUCUAGACGGAUAUAAACCGACAGAGACUCGUCGCUACCAAAGAGCUCACAUCAUUGGAGAAGAUGGAUAUUACAAAACUGUGAAUAUUAAACAAGCUACGGAUCUUGGUAGGUUUGGAUAUACUCAGCCCAUAUAUUGUGUCCAACUGUGUGUUCUUCUUCUUAUGGUCCAAGCUUAG